AUGUACGAGAAAGAAACAGAUUCUACGAUAAACAGCGGUUGUUAUCACGACAAACUUGAGCUGAAUAAUGCCUAUACACAUGAAGAUGGACUUAAAGUCGACCAUACGUUUAAUGGACUAUUGUCCCUUGUUAAAAGCAGCGUAACGUAUAUGUCAUUUACUUUUGCCUCUUGUCAACCAACGUCAAAAAUCUUAUCUCAAGGAGCUGGUUUUAAAGCAAUUAUAAACUCCUCAGUUGUAUAUCAGUUGUACAGGCUUGAUCUCUAUGGAUACGGAGCUCUCAGCUGGCGUAAUGCAACACUACUGGCAUACAAAGGUUGUUCAAAGACCUUUGGCAAAUGUUACAGUGUAUUUUACCGAUUUGGCAUACGAUGGACAACAGCAGGGGACGAAUGCUGGAUCAGACAACAAAGACUUGUUUCUAUCCAUUAUUCUCUAGAGCAACAGUUACUUAAAUAUAUGUUAAGAAACUUCAGAUAUGUUGAUAUGGGUGUAUAUGAUAUAGACACGGCGUUUUCCAAGACAUCUCCCCCAGAUCCUUUUUUUCAUGCACACAUAGGUGAGGAUAGGUGUUUAACAUGCGUAGCAUUUAUUCAGUCCAAUUUGUCUGACAGCUUUCUGCCACAUUUAUACAACGGUACUCUGAACUAUACGGUAGAUGGAAUACCUUGCCAACGCUGGGAAGAUACAUAUCCACACCAUCAUGGUUAUAUUAUAAGAGAAUACGUGUUCCAAGAUGAUAGUUUGAUGCUUACAAAGAAUUACUGUCGCGACCCGGAAGUAAACGGCUACAUAUGGUGUUUUACAUUGGACCCUAAAGAACGUUGGCAAAAGUGUUCUCAACCAACAAAAGUGUUGGAUAAUAUUUUUCCGAAUCGUUAUAUUGGGCGACUGAGCAAAACAAAUUCUGGUAGAACUUGCCAACGCUGGGACAGUCAAGAACCUCAUCCCCAAAAUGCCGGCAAAUCUAACUCCUCAUUUCCGGAUGCCACAGUGCAUGAUGCCGAAAAUUAUUGCAGAGAUCCGACAGAAGAGGGUACGCUAUUCUGCUACACCACCGACCCAGACAGAGAGUGGGAGCCUUGUAACUAUAAAGAUACAGCUGCCGAUCGUUGUUAUGCUACCAUUUCGAGUUAUCUAGGACAAUGGAGUCAAACUCAAUCUGGAAAAGAAUGUCAACAUUGGGCAACACAUAACACUCUUUCAAACUCACAGUUUCCCGACGGUUCGGUCACUGAAGCAAAGAAUUACUGCCGUGAUCCAUAUAAAGAAGGCUUCUUAUGGUGUUUUACUACCGACUCUGUUGUGGCGUCAGAACCUUGUGUCUUUAACUAUAAGUUCAUGGACAAAGAUAAUGCGACCAGUAGGGAAUAUGACGAGGAAAUGUUUGAAUGUGCAAAUGGUGACAACGUUCCCUUGCGAUAUUUAUGCAAUGGAAAACAGAACUGCAUGGACUUCUCGGACGAAACGAAUUGUUUCAGGACAGUACACGAGCUUCUUGUAAACAAGACAACGCCCAAUGAUCUAGCUGGGCCUUGGAAAAAUAGUUCACUGUUCCAAUGCACAAACAAGGAGUGGAUAUCAAUGAUUGCCCGCUGUGACGGAGUGAUAGAUUGCUUAGAUGCGACGGACGAGGUUAAUUGCUCUGUAACCAAAGGGAUGGAAGUUGAUUCACCAUGCUCUGUGGAGCAGUUUGCUUGUGGGGACAAGAUGUGUAUACAUAUUAGUCAAAUGUGCGAUUUUUUUGUUGACUGUGUGGAUGCUUCAGACGAAAACUGUGAUUAUCCAGAAUGUUCAGCACAAGAAUUUCGUUGCAGCAAUGGGCAGUGUAUACCAAAUGAGAAAAGGUGCGAUGGUUAUGAACAGUGUAUUGAUGGAACAGAUGAAAACAGCUGUGACUUUUGUAAAGAAGAAGCAUUCCAUUGUGAUCUUGUAAGGUGUAUACCGAGAAGACUUGUUUGUGAUAAGUACCCAGACUGUAAAGAUAAAAUUGAUGAGAUGUCAUGUGACCAACCUCGUUAUCUAUCUUGUGAAGAGUGGUGGGAAGCUGGCUACAGACAGAACGGAAUAUACAGACUAAACGAAACGAACGCAGAGUGUGAUUUUGAGUCGGUGCCAUAUGACGGGAAAAUAUUUACAAAAUUUCAUAACUUUGAAGUGUCAUUAAUGUCUGAUUAUGAACGGAUUCAUGCGACGGAAGGAGAAUUGUACCAGACAAACCUUUCUGAUUUUAGCAUGAUCAAUAUAUUAACACAUCCAGAUUACACCUGCAUCCAGAAUAUAACACUGACAUGUAUACCGGUACAGUUGGCUGCUGUUCAAGUAAUGGGUUCUGAUAUUGAAAGUACAUCGAACAACAGUUACUGUACGUGUAUAGUUCUAACUGUGGCGCCAUGCCGCCGAUCUCAGGCUGCGACCUAUUGUAACGAUACUAGAGUACUAUCUGAAGAUGAGCAGGAACAAAACAUGCUGUUUACCUUUGCCGAAUGGAAUUUAGAACGACGUAUAAUUUACAUUACUGAAGAAGGAUUACCACGUAAUAAAGAGUUACAACUCGGUCCAGUUGUGUGUGAACAUAAUGAAACCUUUACUAAAACUUCAGUGGGAUGUGAAAACGAGAAUAACGUGUUUCCAUAUCCAGUUAGGUGUGUUUACGACACAGAUGCUGCUGGUUUUGUGAUUGGUUGUAGAUCUGGAAAGCAUCUACAGGGAUGUGAAGAGUUUCAGUGUCCUGCACACACUGUUAAAUGCCCGAGGAGUUUCUGUAUACCGUUAAGGUUUGUUUGUGAUGGGGUUAAGCAGUGUCCAGAUGGAAAUGACGAAAAAGAUUGUGGUUGCCAGGACAACGAUCGGGAAGUUUUAAUUAUGUAUGAAAAUACACGUAACCAAGAUAGAAUUCAACAGAUGAGAACUUUAGCUCGCGAGUUUCACACACAAAACAGUAUCGUGCGAGUGUUACAGUACCAGGCACGCACAAACCCUGACAGACUCAGUUUUGAACAUAGAAUCCUGGAUAUAUCAGAUGAAUUGGUCAAACCUCAUGAAACUGUUAUGAGACAGUUUGUGUGCAACUAUUCUAUUUUGGCUUCAGAUUUCAUCAAUUAUAUUCAGUUCUCGAAAAAUGGGUCAGCCGGAAUUGUAUUUAUUCAGAACAGUAUAGAAUCUGAAAUAAUCGCAGAUAUGAUGUUCGGUAGUGUCAGAGUUAAACCAGAUUUUGAUCUGUAUAGAGUGAGGAGAGAGACAGGGGACAUAGCAAGAGAAGAUCAGUUUAAUUUCGUAACUGAUGUUCUAAUCAAACGAUGGGAGAUCAUGCCGACUGUAGGGACGAUGUUUUUUCCACGGCUAUGUCAAGAUUCUUCAAGGGUGUAUUGUCCUGGUGAAUAUAAAUGCGCUGCAAGUAAGAAAUGCAUAUCACUGGAACAAGUUUGCGACGGACACAAGCAGUGUUUUCAUGGUGAUGAUGAAAGACUAUGUCAAUACACCUGUCCAAGCAAAUGCAAUUGUUCCGAAUACACAGCUAAUUGUAGCUACGCGAACAUUGAUAAAACCACGUGGUCAAGAAUACACAUUAAUUCCCGUCUCUUGGAUUUAAGCGGAAAUCCUGGUCUUCAUGACGUACUCCGAGAUUCAAUUCUUGAAUUUCCUUAUUUGAUAUCUUUAUAUAUGUCAAGGUGUGGCAUUCAACUAAGAAGUUAUGGAUUUCAAUUGCUAAUUAACUUACGGAUUUUGGACCUCAGUUACAACAAUAUAUCAACCUUGCCAGUGUUUGGAUUUGCGGGCUUAGGGAAACUGACUAGUUUGAAUUUAUUAGGCAAUACUGACAUUUACAGAAUUGAGCCGUAUGCCCUGCAAGGUUUGCAAAGUCUACGGAAGUUAAAGAUAGCUCGAGCAAACAUCAGCUUCAUCUCUUCAAAUGCAUUUGCUGGUUUACGACUAGAUAUAUUAAAUUUAACCGAUAACAGAAUAUACGAAAUGGAAGACAAUGUAUUUGGUGAUUUAAAUGUCGACCGUAUAGAUUUCAUGCGAAAUAUAAUAGAAAAUUUUGAUAAAGGUCUAUUUACAGGAGUGACCGGUUUAACAAAGCUACAUACACCUUCGUACAAAUAUUGUUGUAUUCGCCCGAAUUAUUUACAGGAAGAAAACUGUUUUCCUAACAAGGACGAAUUUUCAUCUUGCGAGGACCUUUUGCGUUUGUCAGCAUUACAAACAAUGUUAUGGCUGAUUGGGCUUUGUGGUUUAUUUGGAAAUACACUGUCGGUGAUCUAUCGUCUUGUUUAUCACAGGGAGAGAUUGAAAUUGAGUUACGAAAUAUUUGUAACUAAUCUUGCUGUUGCUGAUGCACUUAUGGGGAUAUACUUGCUGAUUAUAGCAGCAGCUGAUGCUGUGUACAGAAACCGCUAUAUUUUUAUGGACGACAGCUGGCGGAGCAGUGGUUGGUGUACUUUAGCCGGCUUUCUUUCAACUGUAUCCUCAGAAGCCAGUGUAUUCUUCCUGUGUCUCAUUACUUUAGAUAGGUUCCUGGUUGUCAAAUAUCCAUUCGGAGAUAUUCGCUUGAGUUCUAAACAUGUGAAGUUUGUGUCACUGUUUUCUUGGGCUGCUUCUGUGCUAAUUGCGAUUGUACCAAUCGUUUUCAAAAGUUAUUUCCACAGACAGUUUUAUUCAAAAUCCGGUGUAUGUAUUGCACUGCCUCUGACCAGGGACCGGCCACCAGGCUGGUUGUACUCGGUUGUCAUCUUUAUUGGUCUGAACUUUGUUACGUUUUGUUUAAUAGCUUUAGGGCAAGCAUCAAUAUAUAUGGAGAUUAAUAAAGUCAGGUCAGGGAUAAGGUCGGCUGUCUCAAAAAACGUGAAAAUUGGGCAAAGAAGAGAGAUGGCAGUGGCAAGAAACCUUCUACUUGUUGCGACUACGGAUUUCAUGUGCUGGUUCCCUAUUGGUUGUAUUGGGUUUCUGGCUAUGUCGGGCUAUGAGAUAUCUGGGGACGUUUACGCUUGGACAACUGUAUUCAUUUUACCUGUGAAUUCGGCGCUGAACCCUGUGCUUUACACUUUGUCUGUCAUCAAAACAAACAGGAAACAGAAGUCGCAGCAACCAAGAACAGUCGAAAGUACUUUGAACAGGAAAUCUAUAAAACGGCCUGGCCGAUUGGCCGACUUAUUUCGGUAUUUUGUCUUGAGAGACAAUACAACACAAACGUUCAUCAGAUCGAAUGAGAUCGCCUGUACGAAUCAGAGACUGAGGACAGCAACGGUGGUUAAAAUAUCAACCCAGCUUGCCCAUUGCCUUCAUCUUCUGCAGAGAAACUCGCUCAUGGUUGACCAACUGGACCCAUGCGUGCUAUAUGUGAACACCAAGAACAAUGAAAUUGUUGGAGAUAUUCAACUCAGAAUAGAGCCCAAGUUCUGUAGGAAUUUCAGAAGAUACAAAGACGAAAUCUACAGAUUAGGGAAUAUUCUCCAAUACCUCGUGAUUCUCGUGCAUGAUAGCAAACCAUCAAAUGUUAAUGCUUGAAAGAAAGGAACGAUGACUUUAAGAAGUGAACAUUUUUCGUUUUGAAACAAGAUAUCUUUUUUUAUUGUUUGUUUCAUUAUAUUCUAAUUGUUAUUGUACAGUUUAACACUUUCUUUAAUACAUAUAUAUAUAUUGUACUGUAAGGUCUGGUAUAUUGUGGUGGUGAUUUAGUUCUUAUAAAUUCUCUCUCUCUCUCUCUCUCUCUCUCUCUCUCUCUCUCUAUAUAUAUAUAUAUAUUUGUCUCAUCUAUAUACAUCAUAUUACAUUAUAUAUUAAAACUAGGGUACAGAAAAAAAGACUAGGUGAUGUUUAACUGUAUCGAGAGACCAUGAAUAAAAAUAAGUUAAAGUUUAGAAUUGAAUUCCUAGAGACAUCGAGUGUACUGGUUACAAGGGAAUAUUUUUUAGGUUAAAAAUUUAUUUUAAAAGUAGUAGAUUUUCGAUGUUACAUAAAGGAAAAAAAUGAACAUUACUUUUUUACAAGUUCAUUAUCAGCGUCGUGCAUAUAAAUGACCUUUUUUGGGAAUACCUUGUACAUACACAUAUAUAUGAGUGUCACAUAUUUUUUUCAUAUUUUCAUAUGGCGUAUAUUUAUGUGUUACAUAUUGUUUACAAAUUUAUUUAAUAUAUGAUUUACAUACAUGUCUCCUCCGUAAUGCUUUAUUGUCGCUUAAAAUUUACUUUAAACUUAUGAACAAGUACGCAGAAAACCUAUUGACAAGCUUACUUUUUUCAUUUGAAUGGCAAAACACAUUUUUAACCCUUAGCAUGCUAGAUAAAUUGUCGUCUGCUGGAAAUGUCGUCUGCUAAAAUUGUAAAGUUCAUUCAAUUUGCUCCAAAAUUGGAAGAAAUAUUGUCAGAGUAGCAAACAGCUUGGAACCUGAUCAGACGCCGAUUUAAUCGGCGUCUGAUCUGGUUCCAAGCUGUUUGCAAAGGCUGUUAAAUUCGCCUGCAGCAGGCUAAGGGUUAAAUGUUUUUACUGUUGAUUCUAUCUACCUGAAAGGGAAAUAAAGUUAACUACUAAGUCCUAUCACUUUACAAAAUGAUUUAGUCUAUUCAGGUAGAUUUUGUUUACAACGAUCUUUCCGUUCCUAAAUGUUAAUUUGAAAUUUUACUUUUAAGUUAAGUAAAGAAGAAGUCAAUUCUGGCAACACAUAACUACACUUUGUUUCGCUAUAGUAUUUUAUGUUCUUUUUUCUUGCAAAAGAGUGUUGUUUUCAUUCAAAGAAAUAAAUAAUAUUUAUCAAGAA
This is a messenger RNA of Mercenaria mercenaria, 6757 nucleotides long. RefSeq lists its product as uncharacterized. Gene Ontology annotation, molecular function: G protein-coupled receptor activity; protein binding. The record is from RefSeq and is a predicted model, not a curated record. Bases 1 to 5508 code for a protein of 1835 amino acids. Gene Ontology annotation, cellular component: membrane. The transcript is spliced from 26 exons. NCBI's taxonomy places the organism in Eukaryota, Metazoa, Mollusca, Bivalvia, Venerida, Veneridae. Gene Ontology annotation, biological process: G protein-coupled receptor signaling pathway.